Messenger RNA from Dicrocoelium dendriticum, 967 nucleotides. Lineage: Eukaryota; Metazoa; Platyhelminthes; Trematoda; Plagiorchiida; Dicrocoeliidae. The record is from the annotation of a GenBank genome assembly.
AUCUGCGGCGCCCAUAUGUGGCAACCUCACAUACACCGUUUUAGCAGACCACCAACGGUUUCCUCCUAACCGGAAUCACCUAGACCAAACUUUCGCUCCAAAAACAAACAAAGCUGAAGCGCACAUUUUCAGUCACAAAUGCUGUUCCCUCAGGUGUUGCCACUGUGGACGGUAUCCGAUCUAAUUCAUGCAGUCAUUUCGGUGCUCUCAUUCGGUUUGCUGCUUGUCCCUUCAGUUUCGGCAAAUUACGAGAGCUACCGGCGGACGUCUAUCAUCAUCGGUAUUAUCGUGCCACUUACAGUAAUUUUGAUUGUGACGAUCAUCUUUUGCUGUUACCUACGACAGCGAAGAGGUAAAGAAGUUCACAAUGCCCAGUAUCCAACGUCUGGGACCGUACCAUCGCAGCAACCACCGUAUCCAACAGAUGGGACUCCUUUUCCUCCCAGAUAUAGUGAGUUGGGACAAGUAUAUCCCCCUCCACAACCACCGUACCCACAAACAAGCAGCAUGCCAGUCCCUGCGCCGCCGCCUUACCCUAGCAACAUAGGAACCAGUCAGCCGACCGAGCCACCACCACCUCCGCCAACGAAAUAUUGAAAUACAUCCUAACUAAAACGAUCCACCCUCAGUCGUAAAGCUUCCUCGUUACCCGGCCAUUUGUACACUCAACAGCCGCGCAGCGAAGUGGAUCAUCAUACUCGUUUGAUCAGCUGUGUAAUCUUUACUUCGUCAUUUACGUCCCUAUUGUUGUGUUAAGUUUCGGUAUCAAGGUGAACACUUGUAAAAUUUAUCACAACAUUUGGGAUCGAAGAGCUAUCAUUUUCCGGUAAUUUUAGCAAGAAUGACUCACUUAAUUCAUUUUAAAUAUGCAAAUUUCUUUGUUUAAAUUUUAUCAGACUAGUUCUCACCAAGGAACUACGCGUUACUGUUUAUUGUAUGAAUACACGGUCCACUGAUUGACUACAUG